Lactuca saligna is the source of this 537-nucleotide messenger RNA. The record is from the annotation of a GenBank genome assembly. Lineage: Eukaryota; Viridiplantae; Streptophyta; Magnoliopsida; Asterales; Asteraceae.
AUGAAACAAACAACCCUUCAGAAUUAUGAUCGGAAAUCCGAGCUCACAGCGUUCGAUGAAACCAAAUCCGGCGUCAAAGGGCUUGUAGACGCCGGAAUCACCACCCUUCCUCAUAUAUUGAUCGUACCUUCAUGUGAAAACCCAAACUCCGGCGAGCCACCGUCUCCAGAGCUAAAUCUCCCGAUCAUCGAUCUGUACGGAAUCAACGAAGAUCCAAUCCGGCGAAAGGAGGUGGUCGAGCAAGUGAAGAAUGCGUUGGGGAGUUGGGGGUUUUUCCAGAUGGUGAAUCAUGGAAUCCCUGAUAGCAUGUUGGAGGAGAUGAAAAAAGGUGUUUUAGGGUUUUUUGAACAGGAUAAUGAGGUGAAGAAGGAGUGGUACAGAAGAAGGGAUGGCAGUGGGAAGCCUAAGUUCCUUUACAACAGCAAUUUCGACUUGUACUCUGCACCUGUGACUAAUUGGAGAGACACUUUUUAUUGCCCCAUGGCUCCGAAUCCUCCUCAGCCAUAUCAACUGCCUUCUGCUUGCAGGGAAAACUGA